GCCCAGUCAGUGGCUGGCGUCCAUGUGGCACACAUCAGUGCCUGCUCUAGGUACAGAGGUUGGCUCAGUUGGGUGGAUACCAUAGAAGGGCUUUGCCCUGUGUGCCAGGCUUGUACCAUCAUUAUGAUGGCAGAAUUCCAGAAGUAGAAUCUUGUGCUCUAGGAAACCGGAACUAGAUGUGUUGAUGAAAAGGCAGGCCAUGCUUGCAUCCUCAGAGGGUGGUGCUAGUGGUAUGUGCCCUCUGGACACGGAGGGGCCGGGAGGACCCAGGCUAGUUCCUCUCUCCUAGCACCGGAAAAUGCUCCAGUGGCUCACCAAGCACAGUGCACCUUUUCUUCCUGGCGGGAUUCCUGGACAGCUCCCUAGAGCCCUGCGUGUCUGCUCAGGCCGCCAGUGGAAGGAGCCUGUCCUGUCUUCCCCUUCUGAGUACUUGGGACUUGAGGCCCAGAAGCAGCAGAGAUGUCCAGCGAGCCACCCCCUCCUUAUCCUGGAGGUCCCACAGCCCCCCUUCUGGAGGAGAAGAGUGGAGCCCCACCUACCCCAGGCCGUACCUCCCCAGCUGUGAUGCAGCCCCCUCCGGGCAUGUCGAUGCCCCCGGCAGACAUUGGUCCCCCACCCUAUGAGCCACCGGGUCACCCAAUGCCUCAGCCUGGCUUCAUCCCCCCACAUGUGAAUGCAGAUGGCACCUAUAUGCCUCCAGGUUUCUACCCUCCUCCAGGCCCCCACCCACCCAUGGGCUACUAUCCACCAGGGCCUUACCCUCCAGGGCCCUAUGCUGGCCCUGGGGGCCACACUGCCACAGUCCUAGUUCCUUCAGGGGCUGCCACCACAGUGACAGUACUGCAGGGAGAGAUCUUCGAGGGCGCCCCUGUACAGACAGUGUGUCCCCACUGCCAGCAGGCCAUCACCACCAAGAUUUCCUAUGAGAUUGGCCUGAUGAACUUCGUGCUGGGCUUCUUCUGCUGCUUCAUGGGGUGUGAUCUGGGCUGCUGCUUGAUCCCUUGCCUCAUCAACGACUUCAAGGAUGUGACGCACACAUGCCCCAGCUGCAAAGCCUACAUCUACACGUACAAGCGCCUGUGCUAACGGAGCCGGGACUGGACUCCCUGCUGUCAGUCUGGCCCCCUGUGCUUUUGCUCCCCUCGCUCAGUGGCUCGCUUCCCUGCUCCCACUUGGGGGUGGAAGCCAUUCCACCAGUCCCCUGGAAGUCUUGUCCUCUUUGGCUUGCCCUUCCCUGAGCAUCUGACUCUUGCGGCAAAAAUUCUGUUGGAUUUAAGGCCAAGGGUCAGCAAGUGGCAGGGGAAUAGCACUGAGCCUGUGUGUUGCUGGUUUGGUUGGUGUUUAUGAUCAGGAAGAGAAGCUGUGAAGGGUCUCCUCGCACGGUCUCCCUGCUGGGGUCUCGUUCCUCCAUUUCUGUACAAAGUAUAGAUUUGGUCCUAACUCUCCCUGGGACCAAAAGCAGCCAGAGCAGACCUGGAGCCUGCAGUGGGGCUCUACCUAUAGCCACAGUUAUUUCUGUCUCCUGGGCCAAGAGUGGGGGAGUGGACCCAAGCAGGACAGAGUCCUAAGGCCUGGCUUUGUUCCUGGGGUGCUAGAGGUGGACACGAUGAUUAGAAGGAUGACUCUGGCUCUUUGAACUCUCAAACUCUUAACACCCUGUCCAAGUGCCCAGGAGUCCCCUGGAGUAAGGGAGAGAGGUGAGCAUAUCUGCAAAGUCGUGGGAUGAGUGGUUAGGCCCUGGCUUGCUAAGAAGGGACUUGCCUCUGGCCCCCACCCAGCUCCCUUUCUGGCCACCCCUCCACAACCCCCGUCUUUGCUAGGGCCAGAAGGAAUGCCCAGGAGCCUAACCCAUCUGUCCAUACCAUGUCCUUGCUAUGUAUCGGCAAGACCUUUGCCCAGUGGCUGGUGUGUUCAAACUAGGACUGGAGAUGACAGAGAAGGGGCCUCCUUGCAAGCACACUCAGAUCUGUCAUGCACGCUCCAUGGAUCCUCUUCUCAGUAAGUGCUGGGCCCUGGGCCCUGGCUGACUUGCUGUCACUGUGCUUGUUUCAACAGCAGGUACUGCAGCAGGAGCAGCUGUGGCACUGGACUGGGACAGGCUGGGGACAAGGAAGGAGCAGCCCCAAGUGGCGGAAGUGCCCUGGUGGACACCUGCCCUGGGCCUGAGCCCACACUGUAUUUCGUGGAUGGUUUGUCUGUGAACUUGCUCACGUGGACCGCUGUAUCCUGCUGCCGCCCCUCUCCUGGUCUCGCACUGCCACUGCAUGGCCUCCUGUCACUGUGAAUCAUGGCUGGUCUCAGUUUGUAGUUUCUCAUUAAAUUGGCCCUUUCACUCCCCUGCCCUGGGCCUCUGCUCUCUU
Messenger RNA from Zalophus californianus (California sea lion), 2360 nucleotides. RefSeq names its product cell death inducing p53 target 1 (gene CDIP1). Bases 460 to 1086 code for a protein of 208 amino acids. Lineage: Eukaryota; Metazoa; Chordata; Mammalia; Carnivora; Otariidae. The transcript is spliced from 6 exons. Gene Ontology annotation, molecular function: zinc ion binding. The record is from RefSeq and is a predicted model, not a curated record. Gene Ontology annotation, biological process: tumor necrosis factor-mediated signaling pathway; intrinsic apoptotic signaling pathway in response to DNA damage by p53 class mediator.